AGGAACUGAAGAUGUUUCUAUAAAAAUGUCUUCUUUUUUGUUGUCUUCUGAAACUUUUCAUUCUCACCAUAAGUCUCAACAUCUAAGUCCCUCCCUUGGCUCUUAUCGAGGUGGUUCUCUUCCAAAUGUUAACCAGAUUGGGAACAACAGCAUUGACCUUCAGGGUGCUUUGAUAAGCCUUGAGGACAUGAAGCAAGGCAGAGAUCACUCUGUAUCUGACAGAAUGCACAGGGAACGAGGCCGGCAAGGAUCACCACAUCGGGCAAGACAGUUUCCGUUUGAAAAACAUAUAGAUGUUUCACCAUAUGGAUUAGCUGCUUAUCUUUCUCCUCCUUCAGACACUAACUGGAGAAGAACAAACUCAGAUUCUGCGUUACACCAAAGUGCAACAAACCCCCAAGAAAACUUUUACGUACUUAAUACAUCACCAGCGAGACGAGUCCAUGACAUGGAUAGUGGUGUUAUACACAAUAGCUAUAAUAAUCAUUUGAAGGAGUACUGGGACGUCAGAAAGCUACCGCAACAGGAGGGAGGAUUAUCUCCACCGUCACCUCAUGCACGCCCCAAAUCAUGUGAAGUUCCUGAUAUCAA
Molecule: messenger RNA, 591 nt
Organism: Limulus polyphemus (Atlantic horseshoe crab)
Lineage: Eukaryota; Metazoa; Arthropoda; Merostomata; Xiphosura; Limulidae
Product: CREB-regulated transcription coactivator 1-like
Exons: 6
Biological process (GO): positive regulation of transcription by RNA polymerase II
Cellular component (GO): nucleus; cytoplasm
Molecular function (GO): cAMP response element binding protein binding
Source: RefSeq, a predicted model, not a curated record